AGGUGAAAGGUCACGCUGCUAUUUGGCGGCCAUUUCUCUGGAAGCUAAGCGGCUGUGUCUCUGCUGUGGCUACUGCAGUCACGAGGGUCGGACGACAGCUGGGUCGGCGGCGAGUAUCCUGCAGCAUUUGCCCACUACUGCAGCAGUAGUCGCGAUGAGUUUGCCCCUCAAUCCCAAACCUUUCCUCAAUGGAUUAACAGGAAAGCCAGUAAUGGUGAAGCUUAAGUGGGGAAUGGAGUACAAAGGCUACCUGGUGUCUGUAGAUGGCUAUAUGAACAUGCAGCUUGCAAACACAGAAGAAUACAUAGAUGGAGCAUUAUCUGGACAUCUGGGUGAAGUUUUAAUAAGGUGUAAUAAUGUCCUUUAUAUCAGGGGUGUUGAAGAAGAAGAAGAAGAUGGGGAAAUGAGAGAAUAGCAUCUUUUGGGGGGAAUUUUUUUUAUAUAGAUUUGUAGACAAUAAAGAUUUGUUUGUUUUUCAA
Molecule: messenger RNA, 479 nt
Organism: Kogia breviceps (pygmy sperm whale)
Lineage: Eukaryota; Metazoa; Chordata; Mammalia; Artiodactyla; Physeteridae
Gene: SNRPF
Product: small nuclear ribonucleoprotein polypeptide F
Biological process (GO): mRNA splicing, via spliceosome; spliceosomal snRNP assembly
Cellular component (GO): pICln-Sm protein complex; U1 snRNP; catalytic step 2 spliceosome
Molecular function (GO): RNA binding
Source: RefSeq, a predicted model, not a curated record